AUGUCUAUCUAUCUAUCUAUCUAUCUAUCUAUAUACAUAUAUCAAAGAAGCAUUUUCUUUCCUGUGACACGGCUUUCUUUCCAGCCUAAUAAUUUUCUUUGCUAUCUCUCUCUCUCUCUCUCUCUCUCUCUCUCUCUCUCUCUUUCUGUCUGUCUGUCUGUCUCUUUUAAAGCCGGGGUUUCCUUGACAUUGCUACAAGUUACUAUUAAUAUACCUAAGAAGAAACAGCCUUCCCCUGUCAGCGCCACAUUAGAAUCAGCCUCUCUCAUAUUGAUCUCAUCAGCUAUCAGCGAGGGAGCAUUCCGCUUUCGAUUUUUCUUCGAGGAAACAAACAAUAUUGUUGCUAUCUAUCUAUCUAUCUAUCUAUCUAUCUAUCUAUCUAUCUAUCUAUCUAUCUAUCCCAGUCUGCUCAUAUCUAUCUAUCUAUCUAUCUUUUGCUUUCUAUCUAUCUAUCUAUCUAUCUAUCUAUCUAUCUAUCUAUCUAUCUAUGUGCUGGAUGUCUCACCAAGAAGUAGUCUUACGGACUUUUACGAAUGUAUUUACUGGGUAUUGCGCACUUGGGGGUCUUGUGAUUUGCUAAUCUAA
Molecule: messenger RNA, 585 nt
Organism: Acanthosepion pharaonis
Lineage: Eukaryota; Metazoa; Mollusca; Cephalopoda; Sepiida; Sepiidae
Source: the annotation of a GenBank genome assembly